Messenger RNA from Cephus cinctus (wheat stem sawfly), 8326 nucleotides. RefSeq names its product nuclear pore membrane glycoprotein 210 (gene Gp210). Bases 29 to 5776 code for a protein of 1915 amino acids. The record is from RefSeq and is a predicted model, not a curated record. NCBI's taxonomy places the organism in Eukaryota, Metazoa, Arthropoda, Insecta, Hymenoptera, Cephidae. The transcript has 15 exons. Gene Ontology annotation, cellular component: nuclear pore.
AAAACUAGCAAAACACAUGUAGAAAAUUAUGGCGGGGUCAGAAGCGUUAUUGAAAAUAAUUGUAUUUACCAUAUGUGCUGCCGCGAUUAAUGUGACAAUUGUUGUCGAAGGGCACAGAUUAAACGUACCAAGAGUUUUAUUACCAGUUUUCAAUGAUUACCCUGUUAAUUUUACACUUGAAGUAACCGAGGGUGGUUGCUAUCAAUGGUCCACGUCACGUUUGGAUAUUAUCCGAUUGGUACCCAUAAAUGAAAAUCUAGACAGAACAUGUUCAUCUGCUGUAAUUGUACAAACAGUUACCAAAGAAUUUACUCGAAACACUGCUAUUGUUUUAGCAGAGGAUGUAGCAUCAGGAUUGGUCUUACGCUGUGAUGUUAUAGUAGAUGCAAUUUCUUCCCUUCAUGUUGUUACUACUACCAGAGAAUUAUUUAUUGAAGAAGCACCAGAAGCAUUUGAAGUUCGAGCUUGUGACGAACAAGGUAACGAAUUCACAACUCUGGCGGGCGUAGAAUUUACUUGGACAGUUGGCAAUAUUGAUAAACAUUCUACCACAGUAGACAAAAAAGCUCCGAACAAUGUCUUGCGUUUUAUGACUUUUCAAGAGUCUCCAUACGAGACACCACAUACGGUUAGCAGUUUAGAUGCGAUAGGUAAAAGAGGGCAUAUCAUUCUAUUGGAAGGAGUUAGAACAGGAACAGCGAAGGUUUCAGUAAGAUUACUACAUCCAGAAUAUAAACAUGUAUCCCCGAUAGAAGUGGAAUUAAUUGUUGUGGCAAAUCUUAUAAUACUACCAUCCGAUGUUACAAUAAUGGUACAUGAUAGUUUCAAGUACAAAGUGAUGCAGGUCCGUCAGGGUCGACUAGAAGAAAUAAAUUUUCCAUCAAGUCAAUAUUACUUAGAGGCAGAAAAUACAGCCAUAUUAGAAAUAGACAACGAGCAUAGCUCCAUUUAUGCACUUUCAUACGGAAAAACAAAGAUUUUCUUACAUGACAAAUAUGUUCAUGAAGAAUACGGUGUUGUUUUACCUUCAGCGACAGUUAACGUGAACGACGUGGCGUACAUAGCACUUACAGUUCUUCCAGAUAGAAAUUGGGCCCUCAUACUUGGAAAAGUUCAUGAAAUUGUUAUUGAGCUUUACGACAAUAAGGAUCGUAGAUUUCAUAUUGGUGAAGGUGUAGAAGCAACAAUGCAGAUCGAUGGGAAGUACUUCAAUACCCAUUCGGUAACACCAAAUGGAACUCAUGUCAUCGGUGUGCCAAUAAACAUUGGAACAACAACAGUAGAAGCUACUCUUCACGGAGUGAUCAAUAAGUAUGGAAAAAGAGUGACACUUUUGUCAAAAUUAUCAACCAGAGCAGAACUUACGAUACAUUCACCAGUCACUGUUCAUCCAAAGAUUCUAGCCAUGCCGUGGGAUCCCAGGGGAAAAUCCCGGAUUGAGAUUGCCUUAAAAGUAACUGGCGGUGAUGGUUCUUACGUUUGGACCAGCCGACAGCCAUCAGUAGCCACUGUGACACAGAAUGGUGUUGUAAGGAUUUUGCAAAAGGGAACUACAGAUAUAUCUGUCUCCAUGGCACGAAAUCAGUAUAACAAAGAUACAACAAAAGUUCAUGUUUUACCACCCUGCAAAUUAGAAAUUGUUCGGUACAACAUGGAAGCUGCAGUUGGCGAGCCGAUAUACUUGCACAUUGCUUUGUACGGAGAAUUAAGCGAUGGCACAGACGUAAUAGUUAUGCCGUUUAACGAUUGUAAGGACGUACCUUUUGAAGUUGACAUACCAGAUGAGAACUUUAAACAAGUUUAUGAAAAUGAAACUGUACAACCAGUAGGCAUUGCUUGUACGACCAUAGCAGUCAUGGGAUUAGACGUUGGAACUUCCAGUAUAUCCGUAGCUUAUAAAGUAAAUGGACUAUACUUAAUUGACAAUAUAACAGUAUCAGCUUACGAGCCACUCACAGCCUUACAUCCAGCAAGCAUGGAAACUCUGCUAACUGUCGGAUCAUCAAGAAAAAUUCUUUUCAAAGGUGGACCGCAUCCAUGGUCCAUUAAGCCGCAAGGAUAUUCGAGAGAAGCACGAGUCUCUGAUAACAUGGUCAUAGAAUCUCACGAAUACGCAUAUUCUACCAGUGGAUUUUCUGAUGUGGCACUUUUUGAAGUCACCUGUAAAGCUCUUGGUGAAGCCAACUUCAUUUACACAGUGUCAAACUUGCCGCUCUUACCAAAUUGUCAGAAAACCGAAGCAGUUGCUAAAGUUCGUGUGAUUUGUGGAAAGCCAAGAUACAUUUAUCUACAACCUAAGUUCAGUAACAGUAGUAGCUGUCCUAUUGGACAGGUCUCCGAGAAGAUUAUGGCGCGAAAUAACAAUGACUUGGAUCUUACUGUUGUGAUAAAGGACGAAGAUGGUCGGCGUUUUGAUAACAUUUCUAGUUUACAUAUAGAGUGGGAAUUGACACCUACUGGAGUAGGUAUUCUUGAUGCUCCAAUCGGGUCGAAGGAGGAAACUAUUACGGAUAUGAAUGUGGAAUUUCCAAAAAGGCACUAUCAACGUAUCAUACCUAAGAAACAUACUGGAAGUUUGACUGUGUCAGCGUCAGUCAUAGGAUACCAGAAAAACAUUCUGAACAAAUUGGGUAUCACUCCAGAAUGGCCAGUAUUUCCUACUGAAAAUGAAAGGGGAAUAGUUGAUACACCUAUGAUAGAAGCUUCUGUGAAUGUUAUUCUGGUUAACGAUACCACCAUUACUCCGAGCACGUUGAAGGUACUAAAUGAUCCUAAUGGAAAGUAUUUCCUGCAAGUCAGUCAGGGUUCUGGUUACUAUGAAUUUCUAUUAAGCACUGAUGACAUAGCUGAUGUACGAUACAUAGAGCCGACAAAAUCUAUCAGUGUAACACCAAAAAAAUCUGGAGUACUACAAAUAGCCCUGGUUGAUCUGUGCAUCGAUUCUGGUCCAGCUCAAGCUACAAUCGAAGUGCAGCAACUCGGAGGAAUUGAAGUGGAAACUGUGAAUAAAGUUGAGAAGGGAAAGUGCAUCGUAGCUGCUGUCAAACUUUUUGACACUAAUGGACAGCUUAUACAAUUGCCAUCUAUCGAUGCACUUAAUAUAAGAGCAGAAACUGAGAAUGGAUAUAUUGAAGUGAAACGAUUGCCAAUCAAUGAACAAGGCAAAUUACCUUAUGAACAAAUACUCUACGUUAUUCAUGGAAUUGAAGAAGGGGAUUCUCAGUUGAUAUUCGUUAGUGGUGAAGGUGAUCAAGAAAUCGAAAGUGAUCCAUGUAUUGUUCAAGUAUUUUUACCAUUGAGAGUGACACCGCGUAAUUUAACUGUACUGAUUGGUACACCUUAUCAGAUUAAAACUGAGGGAGGUCCUACCAAUGCAGAGGUUGAAUUUACCGCAGAAAAUGAUGAUGUCCUUAGUAUUGAUCGUACUGGGGUCCUCGAAGGGAUGGCAAUGGGAAAAACAAAAGUCAUUGCAAGGGCUGUCGGUUUAAGUGCAAAAGGUACUAGGGUUCUGUACUCCCAAGAUCAUGCAGAAGUUCACGUUAUCAUACUUGAAGGAAUUAAAAUUGUUACUCCUACAAGUAGGGUUAAAGCUGGUGCUGUUAUUCCUCUUUGGGCAUUUGGUCUGCCGGAACACUUGACGCCAUUGAUUAUUGGUUCACUGCGAAAACCUUUGAGAUUUAUAUGGAUGUCAAGCGAUUCAAAUUCAUUGAGUCUACAUAAUAUGUACGAAGGUACUGGUAUCAAUGUGAGAUACCAGAAUGAAGUAACUUUACAUGCCAAAGCGAUAAGACCAGGAACAGUGACAGUUUACUUGAACGUGACUGCGCCAUCGAAGACCUUACCCGGUUACAAGAAGGAUGUGACUUUCACGACGUUCGUCAAGAUUGAAAUUUUCGAAGAAUUAUAUCUGACAAAUCCUGUAGCUGCACCAGGAGUAUCUAUCAUUUUAAUGGCAGCGAAUUCUAUCUUGAAAUUGGAAACGAAUCGCGACAAGCGUGGAGUCACGUCGUACAAAAUUUUGUCCAGCGGCCAGUCGAAUGAAUCCGAGGAAUUGAAUGCAUUGACUACCGGAAGUAAAGCUAUAAGCGUUGAUAAAAAUGGGGUGAUCAGGGCAGGAGAUCAUUUUGGCCGAACAGUAAUUUCCAUAUCAAGCGUAGAGGGUUACAGUUUUAAGCAAACUUUAACAAUUAUUGUUGACGUAAAACCUGUGCACUAUGUUAUGUUGUCCCUCAAAUCAAAUGUGCGUAUACGCAGUGGUGAGGAAUUGAAUAUGUUACCCAAUGGUAUGGAAUUGGAUUAUGAAUUACAAUAUUAUGAUAGUGUCGGCUCGAAAUUCCAUUCAGCUGAGACCAAGUUUCAAGUCACAGCCAAUAGAGGCGAUUUGGUUUCCUUUGCACCUGGAAAAGGUAAUGUGAUUGCUACGAAGUUUCUUAAGAAUGGCGAAUUGGUUGCUAAGGUAUACGAUGAAAAAUAUCCCAAUGGAAUGUUUGAUUAUGUUCACAUGGCGAUUGGAGACAUAUUAUUUCCGAUAAAGACUACCCUGACAGUGGGUGAUAUCGUAUGCUUUUCCAUGCCACUAUUGUCAUCCGAUGGUGAUCCUGGGUAUUGGCAAUCAUCUGCUCCAGACAACUUGACGGUAGAUCCUCUCACAGGAAUUGGUAGAGCACGCAGUCCAGGACAUGCUAUUGUAAAGCAUAGUCUUGCCACUCCGAUACAAGGAGACAUUGAAGUUACUAUAAAGCCAAUUGCCAAGAUAUCACUUGUGCCACUAAGAGGAAAAAAUAUUACCGGCAUGGAAGUGUUUAGUCUACCUUUAGUACUGAAGAGUAAAGAUGAGAAAAUAAAAGAGAACAAUGUCUUAUCACGGGGCUUAGGUGGAUGUCGUAGACAAUCCUCUUUCGCGGUAACCUCGUUUCCAUUUACUUGCAACAUUCAAUUCGUUUCUCCAGUUUCAACCAUUGCUAUAAACGACCUGUUCCUCGUUAAACCACGAUUCGAUAUUGUGACUGGUUUUUAUUAUUGUGAUGUUAUGUCGAUGGGUCCAUUAAGCAUCGCAUUGAGUACAAUGGAGACAUCGGUGUUGAUAAAUGCACAGAGUAAUGACAUCGAAGGUACACCAGUGGAAGUAGUGUAUCUUCCACCGAUGUAUGUUACCAAGAAAGAAAUUGUCUUUGUUUUAUCUUCUUCUAAUACAUUAUCGACUGCUACUAUCGAUAUAUAUGGUUUGAAAACUGUACUGAAUCGUGUUACGAUGAACGCUCCUGAGGGCUUGACCGUAAGUGGGCCUCAAUUUGUUUCAAAGCAUUUAAUACAGUACAAGAUAAGAUUGUUACAGAACCGUGAGGAAAUGCAGGGUCAGAAAGUUAUAGUGACGAAUGAAUUGACGAACCAAAGUGUUCCUCUUUUAAUACGAAUUUCCAAAUACGACCAAUUUGUUCCAAUAUCUGGAAUUCACUGGCUGGACUAUAUGUAUUAUUAUCGGUACACCUUAGCGCCUCUUGUGGUUCUUGUUGUGACGUUCUUCUUCAUAUUCAAACACAAAGUGACGUGCAUCCCCGUAAGGAAUAAAACUGUAUUUGCUGACACAUGUCCCCCGCCAAUAAAGAACGCAAACGUAACGUGCUCUCCUACUGUUAACAAUGCAACGAGUACGCCAAAUUCACGAAGUCCAAAUUCAUCCUUAAGGCCUUUCUCAGCGUUCGAGCCUGUUUAUGGCGAUCCACGUGGCUUUUACACGCCGACUGCCAGACGGAAUAGAACUUUACACAGUCCGUAAUGAUUCACAGUUGAAAAUUGCUUGGACAAGACUGAUAUACAGUCGAAGAAUAUGUUCGUGGGAAGGCUGUGUUCCUCUUGUGUCCUUGUGGAAUAUAUUUUCUUCUUUUUCUCGUUCUCCACAACGAAACCCGUGUAUGAUAUUGGACAACUAACGAAGUUUAUAUUAUCUUGAACGAACAACAUGGUUUGCUGAAAGCAUCAGCCGUGCAUCCUUUUGGAUUCCCGUCAUUGGUAAGAUCAUUGUAUAAUAAUAUAACGUUAAUUGUAAUACUUAAGGAAUCUGACGUAUGAAACAUGAGAUUUAGAGACGUAGUUAAGACCAUUAAUGAAUGAGGAUACAUGCGGUUUAAGACUAAGAACACGUUACCAUUCUUCCUCAAGCUUAGAGGUUGUCAAUGUUUGAAACGCCACAACUAUUAUAUUUAUUGUAUUCGCACAAUUUUAGUGCGAGGUAUAAGGACAGAACAGUUUAUAUCCUUAAGAACGAUAUUGUGAGGCAGCUGCACAAGUUGAUGAGGAUAAAGAGAAUUGCAUCAAUUUGAACAUCGACCAACAUUGUUGAGUGAGAAACUGAAACGGUGUAACUAAAUGACUGGUUUUGUUAAUAAGAAUGUAUCCGUUUUUUAACGUUUGUUUAAUAGAGAUGACUGACAGGAAGCUGUUAACGUUCAUCACCCGUUUAACGAGACAAGUCAGUUAGAUUCGAAUGUAAAUAAUCGCGGUAAAUUACUAUUAUUAAAGAAAUCUUGUUUAUCUGCAUAACAUAACUUUCAUUUUUGUAAUAUUCAUUCUCUCAAUGAUUAAGCCCUGCGUGUGGUCAGCUAGUUACUUGCAGUUAACUAUGAACUAGCAAAGUCGAUGACCCGUUUAUAAUCCACUUCCAAAUCGAUGAAAGACCUUAUUGUGCCUUUGAAUCAGUAAAUUCUUCUAUCGCGAAAUGAAUUCAUGUAACAUCUUGAAGAAGUACGUGUGUUCACGUAUCAUGAUUAAGCUUCACGGCCUAAACAAUUCACUUCACUUUAUAAAACUUAAUUACCCUACUUUCAGUACCUUCUUGUAUAAUUUCUUAGACAGUUUUAUCUAUAUCAGUUUUUUUCUUUUGAAUCCUUAUAUCAUCAGAGAGAGCCAACGUAUCAUUUAAUUUGCCUCGGAGGGUGUCCUUACAUUUUUCAUUAUCUUUAAGUACUUGAUAUACUUCUGUAUAUAUAAAUGUAAUUAUUAUACGAAUUUUGCCAACAAUUAUCUAAUUGACAGUGUUAAUUAUCUUGUAUCAUUAAGCGUGAAAGUCUUUCAUUUAAAUGUUAUGCUAAGGUACAGACUCUUAAUUCUGCAUGUUUGUAAAUUGCGGACCAGUCAGUCUGAAUAGUUGAUUGUAAAUUGUUAGUGAUAAUAAUUGAGCAGAAUUAAAAGUCUAGAUACUCACAAUAGGCAUUGAGUAACUGAGACAAUAUGAUACCACUCGCGAUAUUUUAUGCGGAGACAAAAUUUAUCGCAGUACGCAGUACAGUAUAGUAGAUUAAACUGGCAAGUUAUUAACUGCGGGUACUGAGAUUUAUUUUGGACUUAGUUUUAUUCAAUAUGUUUUUUUUAAAUUUGAAUACACACUUCAUUAAUCUACUGGUACAAUGUAUGAGUAUUGCGAAGACAUCUUAUAGAGAUGGUAGUAUAAGACUAAUAUUUAAGAUAGUUAUUAAAUGCAAAUAUUAAAUUGACAUUACGAAAAUUCAAUAUUAUCAAAUUUGACUUUUAAAGGAAAUCGCAGUUGCGAUAAAUCCUUGUUUUUCACAAUACUUUGAAAGCUCGAUCAAUAGUCUUCCGUACUUAUCAUAAUUUCCUUUUCUGCCUAUUAUUCAUAAAGAUUAUGUGUUCUUCCUUGCGACAUGUUCAACACAAUUAUUUUUUAAUAUUCUUGUUUAUUUAUAAAACAGAAAAGAUAACUUUCGAGCUUUCUAUGUAAGUAUUGGCUCGACACACUUCCGUUCGAAUUUCUUAAUCGGAAAUUCGAAGUGCCAAUAAUGAAGGAUAAGUAAUAAAGAAAAAAGUCAUUUUUGGUUGUGAUGUAUCAUUAUUAUUUUAUUUACUGAACAUUCUUAGAUCCUUUCUUUACGCAAUGAUUAUUACAUUUUAUGCAUCACAAUUUGUAAGUGAGCGGAUUACGAUUAUCGCUUUACCUUCAAGUUUUUUGUGCAAUUUUGUAAUAUUGCAAUAAUUAAUGGAAACAAAGAAUGAGAUGUAUAUGUGGAUGUAUGUGAAUUAUUAUUCGUGCUUCCUUAAAAGUUGAAAAACAUGUUCGGUCUUAAGUUUGUUAUACCUUGCCGAUGGGAAACAGUAAAGUUUAUGUGGUAAGCAGCUACGCCAUGUGUUCAUAGUACUUAAAAAUUAAAAAUAUGACUUAGUAAGCAACUGAACGUUAAUUGGAACACACAAAAAAAGGCGAUAAUGUGCGGUUGUGAAAUUUUCAUACAUAAUUGUCAUGUGGUACGAUGUUAUUUAGUAAAUAUGUCAGUUCGUUGGACUCAGGUAAAUAAAGAGUAUAUUCUUCUUUGUA